Messenger RNA from Leptopilina heterotoma, 2540 nucleotides. Its product is annotated as transcription factor Sox-11-like. The transcript is spliced from 2 exons. The record is from RefSeq and is a predicted model, not a curated record. Lineage: Eukaryota; Metazoa; Arthropoda; Insecta; Hymenoptera; Figitidae. Bases 500 to 1723 code for a protein of 407 amino acids. Gene Ontology annotation, molecular function: DNA-binding transcription factor activity, RNA polymerase II-specific; RNA polymerase II cis-regulatory region sequence-specific DNA binding. Gene Ontology annotation, biological process: regulation of DNA-templated transcription; anatomical structure morphogenesis; cell differentiation.
AGUUUUCAAACUCGGUUGGUGUGUGCGUAUACACUGCAAUCGUCUUCCCGUGAGCGAAUCAGUAGCACACGAGCGCUCGUUCAGCGAGCAUCGUAACCGAGGCUCGAGUGGAAAUGUCACCUCGUGAACGUCGUCUCAUCGUGAGAGUUUUAUCAUUAUAAUAAUUUUUGUCGAAAAAGAAAAUAAGAGGACAAGAAGAUAGAAAAAAUUUUUGCAAUAUUUUUAAAGGAAAUUUUUUUUCUCUAAAAGUGUGUUCGCUAUUAUAGUGUGCAAAAAAAUACGAGUAUCGCGAAAAAAAAUAUUUUUUUUUUGCAAAAUACUUUUCGUGUUGUUCUCUUGGAAAGAGAAAAAGCGCGAAUUGUUUUUUUUUCCUUAAGUGUGGUGUUAUUUUUUUUUUUGGAGCUCUGAUUUUUUGCCAAAAAAAAGUGCAGUGUCUCGAGGGGGAGAAAAUUUGUUACGUUUCUUCCAAUCGGUGAAAAAAGAUUUUUUUUUUUUGAAAAUGGUGCCGCAACAACAAGACAGCCCUUCGAGUUCGGGGAUGCCGUUAUUCGGAUCGCUACUGGUGGAUAAAAAUUCAUCCACACCUUAUUCGGAUGCAACGCAGACGAAGAAAAACAAUCCAAAUCAUAUAAAGAGACCGAUGAACGCUUUCAUGGUGUGGUCGCAAAUUGAGCGCAGGAAGAUCUGUGAGAUUCAGCCCGAUAUGCACAAUGCGGAGAUCAGUAAACGAUUGGGACGCAGAUGGAAGACACUUGAUGACGAGGCGAGAAGGCCAUUUAUCGAGGAGGCCGAGAGACUACGACAAUUGCACAUGGUUGAAUAUCCCGAUUAUAAAUAUCGACCAAGGAAAAAAACGACAAAACCAUCGCCCUCGCCAAAAACAAAGGAAUUAAAGAAGACCAAGAAAUUAUCAAUCUCCCAAGUGACACCAACAAAAAUACGCAACGACUCCAACAACAAUAACACCCAAUCACCAAUCAAGAGGCUUCAAUCGCCACCAACGACAAAUCCAGUAUCGAGGCUCAAAAUAAAGCUCGCUCUCGAUAAAAGGCCACAGGAUUACACACCCCUACCGCCAAUAAUCACUGCCAAGGUACCAAGUAGUCCAUCGUGUGACACACCCGAUUCACCAGAAUCGGCAAGUUUCUACGAUGAUAAUUUCAUCGAUUCCACCUGUCUUCCAACGACAACAUCGACGACGACGACGACGACAGCGGCUAAAGUCAAACAGGAAGCUGCCGACUUGGAGUACAAUGAGUUCCUCAAUGACAGGUUACUAUCGUCGGUGAGUUCUUUUGGUGGCGAUCUAGCAACAUUAGCACGCAGCUAUCAACGAACAACGCCAUGUCGAUCAUUGGACAAUGUUUUUGUCAAAGAAGAACCACACGAUAUCACAACUGGUACGACGACAAUACAAUUAAAUUGUUCACCAUUAACCGCAACAACAACAACGACGACAAAUCAAAAUCUAAAACUCAAUGACGAUACAACGAAUCAUAAUCUUGGCGAUCUUGAUUCCCUAUUGCAAAUCUCAUCCACCGAUCUCCUUCAAAUACAACCGGAUUUUAAACUCGAUCUCGAUAUGGACACAAUAACGACUGAUCUUGAUUCAUUUGAAACAUCAAGUUCCAGCAGUGGAUCACAUUUUGAAUUCACAUGCACACCCGAUGUCACCGAUAUGUUGUCAUCAAUUGGCGUUCAUAACGAAUGGGGUAGUUUUUAAAGAAAAAGAACAAAAUUUUUACAAAGACGAUCGAGGUCAAAAUAUUACUUUUUUUUGUAAAGGGGAUUCUUCGAGAGAUUUGCAUCACUAAUUUGAAGAAAAAAAUUUUCUUUCAAUAUUUUUUUUGGAGAAACUAAAUUCGGAAAUUAUUUAUUUUGUCGUGAUCAGAAAAUUUUGAGGUGACGUUUCCUGCCUCUCUUUCCUUAAAGUAUUCUGCGGUUUCUGUUUGAAAGAGGAGGGAGGGGGAUUUUUUUUCGCGUCCCAGGCUUUCAUACUAAAAACCGGUUACGCUAUUGGAAGCCCUGAUGAGAGAGUUUGGCCAAGGUGAAGAGAAUCACAUCCUUUGGGAAAAAUCUUUUUUUGCUUUCAUGUCCAAGGCUUUGCGGUCGGGACACUUUUUUUCGAAUUUAUGAACAAUUGUGAGAAAUUUGCCUGCUUUUUUUUUAUUGGCAAAUUAGCAGCAAUUUCUUUUAUAUACCAGAAACAUAAAAGAUUUCUUUGAUAAACAAAAAUUAUAUAUACCAAAAAAAGAAAAGAUUCAAAAAUAAAUUCAAAACGAAAAAGAUUUUUCCAAGGAAAAUUUGUACGUCUUCUUUAGAGCAAAAAUUUGUAAACCCUUCACAAAAAAAAUUCUGAAUUGAGUUUCUCCAAAUAAAAAAAGGGCCAGUAUUAUGUUACUAUAUUUAAAAAAAAAAUGAAACCGGAAAUCGGUUUCUCUAGAUUCAAAUCUCUUGAAAUCAAACGAAUGAGAAAAAAAGUGUUCCUCCACAUUUUGAAAUCUGAUACUAAAUUUCCCCUUUGGCUUAUUUUUGAAAAA